Messenger RNA from Torulaspora delbrueckii, 1650 nucleotides. It is a transcript of the gene PRP42, whose product is annotated as mRNA splicing protein PRP42. Gene Ontology annotation, molecular function: protein binding. The transcript has a single exon. Lineage: Eukaryota; Fungi; Ascomycota; Saccharomycetes; Saccharomycetales; Saccharomycetaceae. Gene Ontology annotation, biological process: RNA processing; mRNA 5'-splice site recognition. Gene Ontology annotation, cellular component: commitment complex; U2-type prespliceosome; U1 snRNP. The record is from RefSeq and is a predicted model, not a curated record. Bases 1 to 1650 code for a protein of 549 amino acids.
AUGGAUAAGUACAAUUUGAUCAUCAAUGAUGAGACUUUUUCCUCGCUGACUUUGAAGGUUGCGGAUUAUCCAAGGACUUUGGUUCAUUGGGAGAAUUUUUUGAAUUAUUUGAUUACAAAGGCAUCUCCUCUUAAUAAAUCAUUGGAGCCCUCCAUAUACAAAUUGAUUAAAAACACUUAUGAAUCGUUGCUUUUCCAUUUCCCGUACUUGGAAAAUUACUAUGUGGAUUACGCCCUUUUUGAGUAUAAGCUCGGUAACAUCUCCAGAGUUCACAAGAUUUACCAACAAGGCCUACGAAAGUGCAAUGAUAGAUCUCUGUUGCUGUGGAUAUCAUACCUGAAGAUUUGUAAUGAAGUAGUGAUAAACCAACGACAGCUGUUCAAUCUUUAUGAAAGGGCUGAACAUUACAUUGGAUUGCACUUUCUGAGUGGGGAGUUUUGGGAAUUAUAUUUGGAGCAGAUCCAAGAGAGGUGUUUGACAAAGGAACGAUAUUUUGUCAUACUUCGUAAAGUUCUCGAAAUACCUUUGCAUUCAUUUAGCAGAUUUUAUUCAAGAUGGUUGCAAUGCAUUGAUGACAUACGGGAUGUGUCUCAGCUCAUUCGACUGGCACCAAAAGAAGAUCUCCAGAAAAAGAUGAAAGUGGAUGUGAACUAUCAGGGAAGAAAGGGACCGUAUCUUACAGAGGCCAAAAAGCUCAUGAGGAAGUUCACGAAGGAGCUGUACAUGGUCGUGCAAUAUCAAGUCCUAGAGAUAUACAAUCUUUUCGAGUCAAAGUUGAGCAUUCAUUACUACUGCUCUCAAGAGACACUUAUAUCAUCGGAGGAGAUAGCCACUUGGAAUGCUUACAUCGAUUACACCACUAAAUUGAAGAUUGAUUCCCUGACUGAGGUAAAUUUCCAAAGAGCACUAUUACCAUUGGCUCAUUACGAGAACAUAUGGAUCAGGUAUGCAGAAUGGCUCAUUGACUGGAAAGAAGAUUUGGUGUCAGCGAAAAAUGUCCUAAUGAAUGGUUUAACUAUGUCGCACAAGAAAGCUGCUAUAAUAAAACUGCUCUGCUCAACUCUCUGCAAACUUCGCGAUUAUGAACUGCUCGAGCUGAUAUUGGGCAAAAAAGAAGAAAUGUACGUCACUGAUAUAGAAGGUAUCGAUGAAUUUGAGACUUUUUGGGACUAUCUACAGUUUCAGAUAUUUUGCUGUAAUAGCAGGUUACAGACCCGUUAUGAGGUGGCUAGAUCAGAUCAAUUGCUGCCAGAUAAUGUGCUUGAUAUUAUAAUAACACGUCUAAGUUGCGGUAGUCUGAAGAAGGGACAGGAGUUACUACUUACCUCAUUACUUCAACUACAAAGCAAAACCAAUACAGACAUGAUCGAGAAAAGGAUUUUCAGGCACAUAAUUGAUGCUAAAUGGGAGUUUUACUUACAAAACGGGUUGUUUUGGAGCCUAUACUCGCAGUUGAUUUUUCUAGAUCCAUCCAAGUCCUAUCUUGAUAGAAGGCGACAUAUUGUCAAAAAUAUAUGGAAAAAUGCAACAAAUUAUGAAGGAACUGUUCUUCCCGCAUUAAGACGGUUUUGUCAAUUGUAUUUACCAGAAGACAUUGACACAUUAGAAGAAAUUUUCGAAAAAAGUUUAGAUCAAAGAAUAAUUAAUUAA